AUGGACUCGGGUGUACCCAUGAUACUGCCGAAAGGCAUCGUCAUCAACAACUCGAGCAUUUAUAAAGAGGUUGCCAGUUUCUCGAUUGUGCCCGCCGACAAGAUCUGGGAAUAUUGGCAUGUCUACACGGUUACAAACAAGAAGCUGAAGGAUCCCACAGCCCGCCGCUUGGAAAACUUUUGGUGGCAAGUAUGGGGCAGUGACCGAAAAUACUUGAGCGGCGCAGCAUUGGCCAGGAUAUACGAGGACAUUUCGGUUGGCCCUACUAUCCUGCCUCUCCAAGGUCCGCCCAAUCGCUGGGAAGGUCCCCACGUCCCGCCCCUCACCCGACAGAUGGUUGUGGCCCGUUACAACGAAGGAUGCGCUACAUCGCAGCAGCGCCCGGAGCCUCCAAGAACCAAGACCAACCAGGCGUCCAUCAAGCACUUGUCCUCGAGCGCAUCCAAGCCCCCUCCGGCCCAUCCGAUUUUGAAAAAAGCUCGGAGUCCACUUGCUCAUGGCCCGAAGCCUACUGCUCGGUUUGCCUCUCCCCUCGGAUCCGAAAACGACGGGGCCGAGGACGAUGACACGCCUUCAUCAGGCAGCAUCCCCACGACGGGCUCGGAAGCGCCGACAAAGUCAACCAAGUCCCCAGCCACGUCUCAGAAGCUGCCCGGGACGUCAAUACCAGAGAAUGCCGAGCCGACUACGGACACGCGACGCGCCCCGGCUCAGCUCGGAGCAGUGCCGCCUGCCCCUGAACGAUGCCGGGACCAUGCUGGGCAACAACGGCGAGGAACAGAGGGAAGCAUGCCUAGACGAGCGCCCGUUAAACCAGCCCUUGGCGCCAAAGCCACGGGAAAGCAACCGAAAGUGGCACGAAUCGCCACCUCCCAUCACGUCCUCGCCGUCUCUCGAUCAUCAAGUCGACCGACCUCGUCAACGCCAGCAGUGGCCAACGCUUCUGCGCGAUGCGCCAUCGAUACGCAAUCCUCACCAACCUCCGCCCAAACGUCCUUGGGCGCGAGGGCAGGCACGGACAAGGCCACGGCGACGGAAUCAGCAGUCGGCGAUUCGUCUCCGAUACAUCUGUCCAUGUCCCAAAACGGCUACGCACGCAGAUGCAGCAGCCAAGGACUAUUCACGGGGCCGACCGCCAUGACCACUACCGUGGCGGCCAAGGGACACAUAAUUGACCAAGCCGGCUCGAUACCUGCGUCCACCGUUCUGGGCUCGCACAUGGAGGGAGACGGCCUCGCCUGUCGCCCAUCAGCGGCUCCCUUGGCGGAUUUCCGCAUGGCGCCCACGCAACCCAGCCAGGCCGCGAGCGUUCCCAUGGGACGAACCAGAAGCCAGCUUACGUUGCUUCUCGAACGGGAGAAGAGCCGGGUCCGAGUCAAGCCCAAUGCACGGAGCUAG
Molecule: messenger RNA, 1398 nt
Organism: Ustilaginoidea virens
Lineage: Eukaryota; Fungi; Ascomycota; Sordariomycetes; Hypocreales; Clavicipitaceae
Exons: 3
Coding region: 1-1398 (465 amino acids)
Source: RefSeq, a predicted model, not a curated record